This is a messenger RNA of Adineta ricciae, 1239 nucleotides long. The record is from the annotation of a GenBank genome assembly. NCBI's taxonomy places the organism in Eukaryota, Metazoa, Rotifera, Eurotatoria, Adinetida, Adinetidae.
AUGGAAAGUGACGCAAUGAUAUCAGGUGGAAAGACCAGUGUUGAGAAAAAGGACACGGCAAAACCAGAGACGAGUUCGGCUAGUGUUCAAGGUCGAUCGAAGAAUAAAAAAAUUGGAUUAAUCAUUCGUUCGAUUGUCAGUGUGAUUAUUCUCGGACUUUUGUUCGGAUUUUUAAUGAACAAAGCAACAGUUUUUAUAACACCAACGAUUCGCAAACAAAUGUUAUUUCAACGUUUUGUUAUGCUCAAAAUGUUUCUUGCUGCUGUUGGUGUAUCCAUGUUAAGCGCUGCUGUAUUGGAAUUAGUUCGUAAGAAUCUUUAUACAAAAGUUCUCGUCGAUGACAUUGAAGAUAAUUGCCGUCGCGGAGUUCUUCACUACGUCGCUGGAGGUUCUCUCAUCGGUUUAGGAAUGGUUAUAUGCGGCAGUUGUCCAGGAACGAUAUUCGUUCAAGUCGGAUCUGGUAUUUUCAAUUCACUCUUUACAAGUUUAGGUGCACUUUUGGGUACUUAUUUCUAUUUCAUUGUAAUUCAUGAUCGUAGUAUAAAAGAAAGAUUACCAUCAAAUGCAUUGGUUUUUCGUCGACUCCCCGAUAUAUUACACACACCAAGUGCAGUUCUUCAUAUACUCUUCGGCCUUGCUUUUCUGGGUGGUGCUAUUGGUUUGGAAUACUUUGUUCCUUGGCGAUCAGACAUCGACUAUUACUUCCAGGAACGAAGUUACAUGAAUCGUGGCAAUAUGUUCACAUCGGUCUUCCAUAUGGCCGCUUGGCCACCAGCUCUAUGCGGUGCAGGUGUUGGGCUUCUACAAUUACUUUUCGUCGUUCUUUUAAGUAGAACAUUGGGAGCAUCGUCAGCCUUUGCCGUAUUAGCUGCGCAAAUCUGUCGAAUCAAGUCGAUCGGUCGAGCCAUACCAUCAUUGAACUCCUACACAUUUGGACUAGAAAAUUAUGUCACUUUUCUCUUCGGUGUAUCGGCUGUUCUUGGAAGUGCUUUAUCGUCAACCGUCUCUGAAACAAUACCAUUAGGAGCAGAGAAUGGAACGAAUAUUCUUGCUAGUAUUCUUGGAGGAUUUCUUUUAUUCGUCGGAGCACGAUGUGCUGGUGGAUGCACGAGUGGUCAAGGAAUAUCGGGCACAACACAUCUUAUUAUUGGUUCACUGAUAACAACCGCAUGUAUUUUUGGAAGUGGAAUUGUGUUUGGCUUUUGCUUUUCAUGGACCAAAACUGAAUGGUUCUAUUAA